CGGGGUUUGGCUCGUGAGAGCGGGUGGCUCGCGCUGACAGGUCCGCGAGAGGGACGGGCAGGAGUGACAGCCGCUCUCGGUUCUCUGGGCGGACUAACACCUCUCGGAGAGACUCACUGGCCAUUCGUAGCUCGACCCCCUUCACAGCAUCUCCGCUUUGAAUUCAUCCUCCGUGAGCUGCUGCUGAAGCAGGUGAGGCGGCUUUUGUGGAAUUCGCUGCCUGUCUGAAAGGUGACGAUGCCAAAUAACGGGACUCGCAGACUUGCGGACACAUUGUAAAUCCCUGGAAAGAUUUGAUGACCAAGGAUGCAUCUCUGAGCUGGACUACCAGAAAAUACCCACUGGGAUCUACUGGCUGGAAAUUACAAACUUCUGAAUGGAUGUUUUCACGUGCGGAGAGGAUGCUGGUCUGUUCGUCCUGCUGACCUGCUUUUGGUAGUUUCGGGAGUGUCUCCGUUCCUUGCCAUUUUCCAUCUCCUGUUCUUCCAGAAAGGCCCACCUCAGCCCGAGAGAAGAUGUGACCCAGGCAAAGGAAUAAUCUGGCUGCCUGUAGCCCCCUCCCUUUCUCCCACACGUUUGGCUCGUAGCUCCUUUCUCUCUGUCUUUCUCUCUCUCACUUGCUCUCACUUGGAGAUAUUACUACUCACACCGGGGAUGGAUGUACCGCCUGAAACCAGCAAGCAUGUAAAGAAGUCCACAAGUCAAAAGCUGGAGGAUCAGAAAAAGAUCUACACUGAUUGGGCGAACCAUUAUUUGGCCAAGUCCGGCUGCCCGAGGCUUAUUAAGGACCUGACUCAGGACAUACCCGAUGGAGUUCUGCUGGCAGAAAUCAUCCAGAUAAUAGCUAAUGAGAAGGUAGAAGAUAUCAACAGCUGCCCCAAGAGUCACUCUCAAAUGAUUGAGAAUGUGGAGGCUUGUCUGAAUUUCUUAGGGGCCAGAGGAGUCAGUGUUCAAGGGCUCUCUGCUGAAGAGGUGUGUAAUGGGAAUCUGAAGAGCAUCCUGGGUCUGUUCUUCAUCCUGUCCCGCUACAAACAACAACAGCAGCACCAGCAGCAGUACCUGCAGUCGUUAGUGGAGCUACAGCAGCACGUCACGCAUCAAACCACAGGGGCGGCGCCAGCGAGCCAACACAAAACACAAGACAUGCAGUCCAGUCUCACCGCACGAUAUACAAGUCCACCAGGUCACAGUGGAAUAGCAGCCCCUCAGAAGAAAAACACAAGGUUGCCAGGUCCCUCCAGAGUCCCCGCUGCAGGCAGCGGCAGUAGCAGUAGUAAAACCCACGGAUCCUCAAACCUGAACCGAAGGAGCCAGAGCUUCAACAGUAUUGACAAGAGCAAACCACUUCAGUAUGCUAGCGGCAACGAUAGAGAGUCGGUGAAGGGCAUUCCUCUGCCAGGCAGCAUGAACGGCAGUGGCUCGGUGCCCUCCAGCACCAGCGGGCAGCAGCUGGCCUCUGCCAUCCCCUCUCCCACUGCUGGAAAGACCUGGCGCAGCAAGUCCAUGAACAUGAAGCACAGUGCCACCUCAUCUAUGCUGGCCACCAAACCGCCCAGCCCAACCGCUUCUCCGACCCCUCCCUCGUCAUCCGAUCGCCUCCGUCCCCCAAUCACAGACUCCUCCAAAUCCGCCCCUGGCAACCAGCGCUCAAUGUUGGAGAAAUUCCGGCUGAUCAAUCCUCGAUCGGCAUCCAGAACCUCACCCUCAGUGGCCGAAAUGGCUCUCCAGGAAGAGGAUGAUUUGUCGGAGUUUGGCGAUGAGGGGACCUGCAGUCCCACACCGCCCUGCGGGAUCUCAAAACAGCAGGGGAAGACCCCCGCAUCCUCCUUUGCACCCCCAAGCAAGGCUAACAACUGCAAGAACCACAAUAAUAAGUCCUUGCCACAACCCAAAGACAAAGAGGACAAGAACAAGACCAAGAGCAAAGCAAGCACGCCACCCAAAGAGGAGCCAGUGAUGGUGGAGCCCUCUAAGAAAGGCUCCAAGAUUGCCAGCCUCAUCCCCAAAGGAGGCAAAACAUCCGCAGCCUCUGUGAAGAAAGAAAGUGCAAUCCCAGCCUCCUCCGGCAUCCCAAAGCCUGGUCUGAAGGCUCCAACAGCGACCACCAAGCCUGCAGCAAGCCAACCCAGUGUACCUGCAACUAGUGUUCCUGCUACAGGUGGCGAGAAGACCAAACUUAGUAAAGGUGGUCAGUCUAUAUAUAUGCAGAGAUCUUUGGGAGGAUUGGAGAAUCGGAAGACCAGCAUGGUGUCGUCAACAAGUACCUCAGCGCUUUCUGGAUCCGCCACAUCUGGGCUGGGUGGUGGAGGAGCUCUAGGUGGUAAUGGGGCAGUACAGCUUCCCCAGCAGCAACAACACAACCAUCCCAACACCGCAACCGUCGCCCCCUUCAUGUAUCGGACAUACUCAGAGAACGACUGCACUACUGUGGUCCCCCCUGAACCGUGUCUCAGUCCCACAAAAGACCUGGUCUACAGCAAGACCGCCAAACAGUGCCUGGAGGAGAUCUCAGGGGAAGAUCCAGAAACUAGACGGAUGCGUACAGUGAAGAACAUCGCUGACCUGAGACAGAAUCUUGAAGAAACCAUGUCGAGUUUACGUGGGACGCAGCUUAGCCACAGUACCCUUGAGACAACAUUCGACACCACUGUAACCACAGAAGUGAACGGUCGUGGCCUCCCCGCCCUCUCGAGCCGCUCCUCCCCAAUGUCUUGGCGUCUCGGCCAAGCGUCGAGUCCCCGUCUUCAGGCCGGCGACGCUCCCAGCUACGCUCCGCCCAGAUCCAGUGCCGGCACCACAGCUCGCUAUGGUGACCCCUCGAGGUUGUUAUACACAGCCCCCCUGAGGAGAGCGGCCGCCUCAGGGGUUCGAGGGUCGGAGCCGGGAGAGAAAGGUGGGAUUUCAGAGGCGGGGCCAGAGGUGGAUGUGACCGGAUACGGGAGUGAUGGUGACAUCCUUGCCAAGAAUGUACAUGCAGACGAUAUCAGUGGGUACCACACAGACGGAGGUCUUUACUCACGGAAUGUCGACCUCUACUCUCGAAAUGUUGGACGCCCACCUGAGAUGACACCUGCUCGAGAGGUCGUUCAGAAAGGGGUCAAAGAGAUGCAAGGGGAAGACAGCUGGGAUGACAGCAGUUCAGUCAGCAGUGGUUUGAGUGAUACUUUGGAUAACAUCGGCACUGACGAUCUGAAUCCUCCCACGUAUUCUGGCAUCUCAUCUCGCAAGAGCAAAGCAGCACAGUCAAAUAAAGAUACACACAGACAUACCGAGCAGGAUGCUAGCAGCUGGGCUGGUGCUGAGGAUCUGAAGAAGGUUGACGAAGAGAUGGAGCCAGGGAUGGACAAGUGGAAGACUUCAUCCCCGUCCUCUUCAUGUCAGGGUGAGGAUGUUGGCCAGAAGACAGGUUUGUCCAUGUCUCAAACAGGCUCCUGGAGGAGGGGCAUGAGUGCCCAGGUUGGCAUCACGCCACCACGGACCAAAGGCACGUCAACCUCUCUCAAAACACCAGGUAAAACAGAUGAUGCCAAGGCAUCUGAGAAAGGCAAGACCCCAUCUAAGAGCCCCAGCAUCCAGCGCUCACCAUCAGAUGCGGGCAAGAGUAGCGGAGAUGAAGGAAAGAAGCCACCCUCAGGCAUUGGUCGGCCACCUACCACAAGCUCCUUCGGAUUUAAGAAAAUUCCAGGUCCCGCCGGAGCCCUCAUCACAGCCAGCGGAGCCACUCUAACCAGUGGUUCUGCUACUCUAGGCAAGGUACCCAAGUCUGCAGGCAUCGGAAAGGGCACAGCAAUCGGCAACGGGCGGAAGACAAGUCUUGAUGGUGCUCAACACCAGGACGACGCUGUUUUGUUAGGUUGUGGAGGCUCAAAAGUUCCACUCCAGUAUCGCUCCUUACCUAGACCGGCAAAGUCAUCUAGUGGGGGAAGCAGCGUGGUGGGCCGCAGUGGGCAUCGUUCUAGCUCUAGCAGCAUUGAUUCGAAUGUCAGCGGCAAGUCUGCGGGAGGUAGUGGAGGGGUGGUAGGAACCCCAACCAGCACCAAGAGAAGAGAUCCCGGGAAGGUAGGAUCAGGACGCUCAAGUCCCGUCUCCAUCAACCAGACAGAUAAGGAGAAAGUUGCAGGAUCGGAUCAGGAGGGAACAGGGUUAUCCACCUCCCCCAAAUCCAGUCCAACAUCCACCCAAUCUGGACUCAGACAGCCAGGCUCCAAAUACCCAGACAUUGCAUCCCCCACAUUCCGCAGGUUGUUUGGCAGUAAGGCCAGCAGUAAACCCAGUUCCCCUGGCACCCCUGACUCUGGUAAAUGCCCAUCGGCACUGGGCAGCCCCCAUGGCACACUGGCGCGGCAGGCCAGCCUGGAUUCACCCUCCUCAGGAACAGGUAGUCUGGGCAGCAUGGGUGGGCAGAGCGGAGGCAGCAGCCCGCUGUACGGCAAAACGCCUGACCUGUGUACUGACUCCCCGGCGUCUAGUCCGGCAUCAGGCCUCUCUCUGCCCUCUAACGCCCGGCCUUGGCCACCAAACCUCAGCAGUUCUUCUGCAGGCAGUAAAGACACACUGAGCUGCCACAGUAUGACCAGUUUACACACAAGCUCAGAGUCCAUAGACCUGCCGCUCCCACACCACCAUGGGCCAAAAGUCACCCGCACGGGCAGCGUCAAGUCCACCCUCUCUGAGGGCAUGCCUCUUGACAGAAACACUCUUCCCAAAAAGGGAUUAAGGUACCCGCCGUCCUCCAGACAGACGUCACAUGAGGAAGGAAAGGAAUGGUUGCGUUCUCACUCCACUGGAGGUCUGCAGGACACAGGAAGUCCACUUUCACCACCGGGCACAACCAGCACCAACACUGGCAAAUACCACUACUCAAACCUGCUGAGUCCCACCAGUAUGUCGCAGUAUAAUCUUCCCAGCACCAGUAUGAGCCGCUCCAACAGUAUUCCAGCACAGGACUCGUUUGAGCUGUAUGGGGAGGGACACACUUUGGGUGGCAGUGCCACCUCACUGGAGGAACGGCCACGUGGGAUGAGCCGGUCAGGCUCCUUCCGGGACAGCACAGAUGAAGUUCAUGGUUCUUCUCUGUCUUUGGUCUCAAGCACAUCAUCUUUGUAUUCUGCGGUGCUGGCAUUUUUAGACAAGACGGAGGAGAAGGCCCACUCGGAGGGCCAAACAGUCCAAAAUACAACGCAAAUCAGAAAACUGCGAAGAGAGCUGGACGCUUCUCAGGAGAAAGUGGCAACCCUGACCUCUCAACUGGCGGCCAACGCACAUCUGGUGGCGGCGUUUGAAAAAAGUCUGGCGAACAUGACCUGUCGACUGCAGAGUCUAACCAUGACAGCGGAGCAAAAGGAGUCCGAGCUUGCAGAGUUAAGAGAGACCAUCGAAGCAUUGAAAGCUCAGAACACAGACGCUCAGACGGCCAUUCAAGUUGCCCUCAACGGCCCCGAUCAUGUUCAUAAAGCAGACCUGAGGAUCCGUCGACAGCACUCGUCAGAAAGUAUGUCCAGUAUUAACAGCGCAGCCAGCCACUCCAGUAUGGGUAGCGCUAAAGACGCCGACGACAAGAAGAAAAAGAAGAAAAGCUGGGUGGCUGAUUCCAUCCCCGCCCAGUUACGGAGCUCCUUUAAGCAGGCCUUCAGCAAGAAAAAGACAAACAAGCCUCAAUCAUCUCACGAUGAGAUUGAAGAGAUGACUGACUCAUCCCUCCCUUCUUCACCCAAACUACAACACACCAACAGACAGACCAGCACCACCCAACCACUACGUUCAUCACCAUCCACCACAGAACUGUGUGAAUGUACAGAAGCUGAGGCAGAGAUUAUCCUCCAGCUAAAGAACGAGCUGAGAGAGAAGGAGCUGAAGCUGACCGAUAUUAGACUGGAGGCGUUAAGCUCCGCCCACCACCUUGACCAGAUACGAGAAGCCAUGAACCGCAUGCAGAAUGAAAUUGAGCUAUUAAAGGCAGAGAACGACAGGCUCAAGUCCAGUGGCAACACCACACCUGCCGCCACACCUGCUAAAACAGCCCGUCCCCCUUCAGAAACCUCCAGCACGUCCUCCUCAUCCUCACGGCAGUCUCUGGGGCUGUCGCUAAACAACCUCAACAUCACAGACACCAUUAUGUCAGAUAUUCUGCUGGAUGACGGCUAUGAGGGCAAUCUACGCAAAGAGGGCCGAAGUGUCCGAAUAGUGGUCACCAUCAACAGCGACUCCAACAAAACCAAGGCUAUGCAGAAGAAGGAGUAUCUGAUUGGAUCCAUCGGCGUCAGUGGCAAGACUAAGUGGGAUGUGUUGGAUGGUGUAAUACGACGCUUGUUUAAGGAGUAUGUGUUCCGCGUGGACCCGUUGACCAGUUUGGGCCUGAAUUCAGAUAGUAUAGUGUGCUACAGAAUGGGGGAUGUGGUCCGAUCUCACGCCUCUGAGGUUCCUGAACUGCUGCCAUGUGGAUAUCUAGUAGGCGACAACAACGUCAUCACAGUUAGUCUCAAAGGUGUGAAAGAAGGUAGCAUUGAUGAAUUGGUGUUUGACACACUGAUUCCUAAACCCAUCAUUCAACGAUACUUGAACCUGCUGAUGGAGCACCGCAGAAUUAUCUUGUCUGGUCCCAGUGGGACUGGUAAAUCCUACCUAGCCACUAAACUAGCCAACUACAUCAUCUCCAAGAUUGGUCAAGAGGUGACCGACACUAACCUGGCUAGCUUCAAUGUGGACCAGAAAUCCAGCAAGCAGGAUCUUCGGCAGUACCUCUCAAGCCUGGCCGAGCAAUGCAACACAGAAGAGUGUGAGAUCGAGCUGCCCUCCGUAGUUAUUCUGGAUAACCUCCAUCAUAUUGGCUCCCUUAGUGACAUCUUCAAUGGAUUCCUCAACUGCAAAUACCACAAAUGCCCAUAUGUCAUUGGAACUAUGAACCAGGGUGUUUCCUCAUCUCCAAACUUGGAGCUUCAUCAUAACUUCAGGUGGGUGCUGUGUGCCAAUCACACUGAGCCAGUAAAGGGCUUCCUGGGCCGAUUCCUGAGAAGAAAGCUUAUUGAAACUGAGAUUGCUAAAAACAUGCGCAGUAACGACCUCAUCAAAAUCAUCGACUGGGUCCCUAAAACCUGGCAACACCUCAAUUCCUUCUUAGAGGCUCACAGCUCUUCUGACGUCACUAUUGGUCCCCGGCUGUUUCUGUCGUGUCCGAUGGAUGCGGACGGCUCACGUGUUUGGUUCACCGAUCUGUGGAACUAUUCUCUGGUGCCAUAUCUACUGGAAGCAGUGCGAGAAGGACUGCAGCUGUAUGGAAAAAGGGCGGCAUGGGAAGACCCCUCCAAAUGGGUGAUUGACACCUACCCCUGGAGCUCCGCCUCCUUGCAACAUGAGGGCCAGUCACUGCUGCAGCUGCGGCCGGAGGAUGUGGGCUAUGAUGGCUACAGCUCCUCCAAAGACGGAGCCGCCUCCAAACAAGUAUCUCAGAGCGACACAGAGGGAGACCCACUGAUGAAUAUGCUGAUGAGGCUACAGGAAGCUGCUAACUACUCCAGCGCCCAGAGCUGUGACAGCGACAGCGCCAGUCACCACGACGACCUGCUGGACUCCUCAUUGGAGUCUGCCCUCUAAGGCCCUCCCCAUUAGAAGAGGAAGUCUUCUAAUUGGUUUAAAACCAGAGCAAAGGGCCCACAGGACUUGUGCUUAUGAAACAGGCUUAUGAAACGCCUGACGCCUCCGGUGGUAAAAGAAUGCAGAGUCCAGGAUGCGGCGAAUGAAAAGGUGCUGGUGGCACACACGACACUGGCGAAAAGUGUGUGUGCCCACAUAAAUAAACAAAAACAACUGGAAUUUGAAUUUGUUGGAGGUGAUCCGUUAGUUAAACAUGUUUACAGAGGCAAGCGUUUAUUUUAAAUUCACUGAGGUGCGAAAACCUAAAGGGCAACAUUCUGAAUUCUGACCUCGGUCAAUAAACUGGUGCUGCCGUGGUGCCAAACCCAACACGCGGUUUACACUCAUCUCGCCAGCACCGUUCAUGAAACGCCUCUAGCCAACAAGCACAAACGUGCAACGUGUCAUUACCGCUACUGUGAAAUCAUACGCAAAUUCGCAAAUCUCCACCACUCGUUUCACUGCCAAGCGUAUAGUGACCUACAGCACCCCUGCACCACCGACUGCAGCUUACACAUCGUUCCAUGCAGUAGUCUUUCGUUCGACCCCACGGCCAUGUGCGUAGUUCUUUCUCCUCUCCACAGGUACGAGGCAACUGCUUGUAGGAGAGUGUACCAGCUUUGUGAAAAAGACCAGAAAAUGGUGCUUUCUUGCUGCCUUAAAUGUGCUGAGCUCUGAAGACAUUUAAACGUGGUGCCGCUGUCCUUUUUCGAGAAACGAUGGCGUAGGACAGAAGCGAUCAAACGUUUUCCUAAAGAUGCCACGUCCACAUAUUUUAUUUUUGUUACAAUUAGUGUGUUAGUGUCAAACACGCCCUUAUAAACGGUCCAAAUGUAUAAAAGUAAAAAAGAUCUUUAUGUAAUCCCAGUUGAGCUGGGAUCACUUGAAUCGAGAGCACAAAUCCGACGCGUCGCUUCGCUAGCAUGCCGUUUUUACUUUGCUAUAUGUGUGUACGCGCACGGAAACGUUUUUUUUUCCGCUCCCGUGCGUCGGUGUUCGUGUAGUCGAAAGUCAUUCAUCCUUUCUUUUGUUUGCUACGUGGGUUUUGCACAGUUGAAAAGGUGAUUGUAAAUAUCCAAGUCUUGCACAGCCUCUUAAAAGAUGCACUCUGCCCGGUCGGUAUUGCGUUUCUGCUCUUCUAGUCUAGCAUUACGCUCUUGUGAUUUACAGAGAAAAAAAAAGCAACCAGCAACCUGUCCAAACCGUAUAUGUCUUGUAAUGACUGGUUAUUAUACAGAGCUCUAAACUGUACAGUGAGAGGUGAAGUGUUUUUCAAUUUCAGAAAACUUUAGUGUCAGUUUGCUGUUCAAGGGCAUAAAAUCAUUCAAAGCGAUUCACUGUUUUAUCUUCGCAAUGCAUCAGAGCCCAACCAUAUCUAUAACUUGCAUUACACUGUUACACUUCCUGUCCUGCAGCUUUCAGAGACACUGGUCCCUUUGGACGUAUAAGCCCCACUUAAAGACCCCAUGAAUGUUUUGUGAUAACAAGAAGUUAUUGUAGAGCCCGACUGCCGAAAAUAGCCAUUCUAAAGAGCAUUUGAUUGGACGGAAAAGUGUAUGCGUUCUUUAAAGAAGGAUGAUUUUCAUCCAUUGUGAUUCAAAUAUGUUUAUGAAAGAUAAAUACUGUACAUUUUAAAUGUGUAUAUCUGCUUAAAGUAUUUUUUGUCAACGUUUAAGAGUACAAGAGCAUAUAAAUGACCUUGAAAUGAAUUGGGGGUCAAAACUUCAUUUUGAAUUCAUGGGAUUUUUAAAUAUUCAUGAGUAUCAUUGCACUAGGUAACAAAAUCGAAUCAAGUGGCAUAUAUUUUGCAAACAAACAUUCAUGAAGUUGUUACGUUUUUUAAAUAAAACAUUGCUGUGUUCAAAAUGAACACAAAAUCAUCAAACGUAGACGAAUUACACCUGUGGUUAAGACUUCUGGGUGACUCCACGACAAAAUUAACAUUAAGGCUGGGUGAAAAUAUUCCCUGAUAGCACAUGUACAUCUCGGAGACGUCUAUUUGACAAAUGCAUUUACAUCUGCAAGAUGUAUUUUUACAUAGUUUGAAUUCGUUAAAUACACGUCUAUUGGAUGUCUUUAAGAUGUUUAUGAGUUAGAAUGUAUGUAAAACUGACAUCAUACAGAUGUCUGCCAGACGUUUGUACACAGCAGAUGCUUUCCAGAUCAAGAGAUCUUUAACAGACAUCUUGCAUAUGUACAUGUGCUAUUUCUCGAUUUUAAUCUAUUCUUAUUUUUACAAAACGAUAUUGAUUUUUAAAUCACGUACAAAUCGUGAACAAGCAUCCGAAGGUAUGUUAAAAGAAAGAGUACAACUUACCGAAAUCCGUACCCUGUCUCAUGUAAUCGCUCGUUCAGUGUUUAAACCGCGGAAAGACGUCAACAGCUUGUAAACAACAAUGUAGUAUGUCACGAAACGUCACAUUUACCUCAGACAAAAAUACUUGGUGACCAAAAACUCGUUAGUCAGCUAGAAAAAUGAACUCUAGAGAGGACCGUUUUGACAUAUAUGCAUCAUAUAACAUUAUUCAUUACACUUUCUACUGUUCUUCAAUACUGGAUUUACGUUUGAAUAAAUCCGGCAAGAUUUUAUGAUGGCCACCAUUUAAAUGUUUAUAUUUCAAAAAACGAAUUGAAGUAAAAAUAUAAUUAUUUAAUGCAGAUUUGAUGUUAUAAAAACUUCACUGAGUGUAAUUUAAGCGUUUGGAUACAAAUAAUGUGAUUUUAACCUUCAGUAUUGGCUAUAGUAAUGUAAUACUAUAGAUUUUUAUUCCUUGAGAAAAUCUGCCAUGUACUGUACCUGAUAUAUCUCCAAAAUAAUCUAAAUCAAAUCACAAGCUUGUGAAUUAGAAUCGAAUUGAAUUGUAAAAUUUGUGAAGUCAGUUGACGAUUGGUUUGGUGUUUUGCUAUCUAAUGUAAUGAUACUCAAUUUUGACUAAAGUGUCUGAAUACUUCUUAGGGCCACUGUAAAUCGCUUACAUAUUAGCAAAAAUGUUCGACAGUUUACCCAAUUUACUGUGAAAGACUUUUCAUUGGAUUAUAUUUUAAGAGUUUGCACAUGUUUACAGUAAAUGAAUCUCUGUUUGCUUGAUGUACAUGGUGAGGAGAUCAAGGUGUUUCAUACAAGGUGCUAUAGGUGAAGCAUUGAAAAGCUUUGCGUCUCUGUCUUAUAUGAUCAGGCCUUCACCACAUCCAGCUUCACCUUCUGACUCAAAAUAACUCAUUCUCACUGCCACAGUUUUACAGGCUUUAACCUUUGAGUCUUUCCAAUCUACCUUUUUGUUGAUUCAGGAAACGGCUUCUUUUGAAUUCCUCAGCACUGCUGCGGUGCUAUGUAUUAACCUCCAAACUCUGUGACUCUGUGCCUGAUGCUUUGCUUGUCAACCAUUGUUCAGUGUAAAACUACUCAACGGAAACAUUUCUAAGAAGUGCAGUAAAGGUUUCAAACUGCCUAAUGGUCCCUAACCUCAAACACAAAUAGUGAUUGUCCAUGGUACAUCAGAAGUCGUCUUUUUCAUUUUCUUCAUGUUAUUGCAAACCCAUCUCUCGGUGAGCGCAUAACAUUGAACUACUUUGAAAAUGUUUCUUUUCAGGUGGAACAUUUGUUGGUAGAUGUUUUAUAUUUUGUACAUUUGUAAGUAACAUAUCAUGUAAAUAGAAAGAGACCACAAUUUAAUUCAUCUGGGGGAUUUUGUAGUCUUUGUAAAGCCCUAAUAAAUGGUAUUUGGUGUCACCUGA
This is a messenger RNA of Labeo rohita (rohu), 11364 nucleotides long. It is a transcript of the gene nav3, whose product is annotated as neuron navigator 3. Gene Ontology annotation, molecular function: protein binding; ATP hydrolysis activity; ATP binding. The coding region runs from base 655 to 7590 and encodes 2311 amino acids. The transcript has 42 exons. Gene Ontology annotation, biological process: nervous system development; neurogenesis. The record is from RefSeq and is a predicted model, not a curated record. Lineage: Eukaryota; Metazoa; Chordata; Actinopteri; Cypriniformes; Cyprinidae.